AAAUCAUAUUUCAUAAUAAUGUUGUUUUGCGCAUACAUAAAAUGUUAACUAUACAGUGAAUAAUUUCUUCACAGGUGGCUUUCCGUUUUUGCUCUCGCAUUUAGCAGCGCAUAAUUCAGAGAACUAAUCUGAAUUUAUUCCUUUUGUAAGUGCCGCAGCGCACUCUCUCACUGGGAGCGCCAGAGAGUCUGAAAGUCACUUGGGCACAUGUGUAUCUUUCAAUAACUUUUAUCUUGAAUAAUUAUCAUUUGAUGGUCGCAUAUCUACUUAUGUUUGCUCCUAUUCAGAUAAUGCCGCGGCAACUCUUGUUCUUUGUUAAUUGCUAUAGAGUCGUGGAAAGUGUUUAUACCGUCGCAACAUGAAAAGAGUAGCAUCAGCAAUUGUUGCGCACGGUCAUUCAGUGUCUGUGGGUCUCUGUCAAGGAUACUCGGCAGUUUUGCUGCCCCAGCUGUCCAGCCCUGACAGUGACCUUGGGUCCAUCUCCGUGGAAGCUGCAUCUUGGCUAGCUGGUUUGGGAGUGAUUUCCAAUCCGUUGGGAGCAGUGAUCGGCGGCACGUUAGCAGAACUUUUUGGAAGGAAAACUACUCUUUUGAUCUCAGCCCUACCUUAUGUCCUUGGUUGGCUCCUCAUUGCCGCCGCAAAUGAUCUCUACUGGCUGGGACUUGGGAGAUUUGUCACCGGCUUUGCCGUUGGUUUGGGCUCCAUCAGCUAUGUGUACGUAGCGGAAGUGAGCAGUCCAGAGCACCGAGGCACCUUGGCCGCGACUGGCCCGAUCUUGGUCUCGCUGGGCGUCCUGAUAGCCUACUCUCUCGGUGCGAGCUUAUCAUGGCGCUUCGUAGCUCUGGCCGCCGCCGUGGUCGCCCUCUGCACCGGCCUGAUCAGCGUCUUGCUGCCGGAGAGCCCACCCUGGCUGAUGGCCCACGGCAGGGAGAAAAAGGCCACCGAAGCACUCAGCUGGCUGCGAAACAGCCCCGACAAGGCAAUAGCGGAGGUGGACGCCAUCAGAUUAAAGGAAAUUGAAAAGGGAGAGCCGCAGACUACAAAGGGAAAUAGACUGAAAGAAUUUUUCAACGCCAUCAUGGAACCGUGCGUGUGGAAGCCGUUUUUCAUCCUGGUUACAUUUUUCUUCUUCCAAGAAGGCUCUGGUAUCUACAUCAUCCUCUUCUACGCCGUCGAUGUCAUCAAUGAAGUCGGCGCCGGAGAUGACGAUGCACUUGUGUCCAUCAGCAUGGGGGUGGCUCGCCUUGUGAUGAGCAUAGUCGGAGCGUGCAUGCUCUGCAAAUUCAAACGCAAAACUCUGGCCGCCACCUCAGCCCUGCUGAUGACCUUGGUCAUGGCUUGCAUGUCAGCAUACGAAUAUCUCUUCAGCUCCUUUGCCUUCGAAGAUAGGAUUGUGCGCUGGUUCCCUGCGGCUUGUAUUCUGCUACACGUGUGCGUGAGCAUGAUGGGCAUGCUGCAGUUGCCGUGGAUCAUGACCAGUGAGUUGUUCCCUCUUCGAGUCCGAAGCGUGGCCGUUGGCUUGGUGACGGCUAUCGCCCACCUCCUGAUUUUCGCCUCCGUGAAGACUUACCCUGGACUUCUUUUCGCCCUUGGUCUACCAGGCACCCUUGCCCUUUUCACAUGCGCUUCGUUGGGUGCUGCAAUUUUCGCAUUGGUUUUCUUGCCAGAGACAAAAGACAAGACUCUAGGAGAAAUUGAAACUGAUUUCAGCGUGGUGUCAAAAGACGACGAAUUUUCAGAAGUGUGCACUGAGCGGCAUUGCUCGGCUAAUAAAGUUGAGGUCAGAAAUAAUGUGGCAACUAAACGCGGUGAACCUUGAACGAAAUUUUUAGGAUCUGUUGUUAAUUGUUCCCUGUUUAUUCCCGAGGGAAUGUGCAUUUAUAUUGCUGCAGACCAAUUUUCGUGGUCCAAACUGAACACGUAUUUAGAAUAAUUAUGCUAGUCAAGAAAUUUUUUAUAUAAGUUUUUGAAGGAUGUCUUGAGAUAAAUGGUUGAAUAUAACACGUGGCUCGAUCGGAGAAGAGAGUUUCCAGCUUAAAUUAUUGAAUCAGAUUCCAUUUUCUCGCGUUAUUUAACUCAUGGUUUUAAACACUAUUUUUCCAUUCGUGAAUUUAAUUAUGAAUGAUGUGUGCGCAUGUUUAACUUUAAUGGUAAUAAAUGCGACGAUUGUGAGUAAAAUUUAUAAUUGUGUGUGUUUCAAAAUAGGAAUUGAUAUUCAUGAUUUUCAUAAAUAU
Cloeon dipterum is the source of this 2234-nucleotide messenger RNA. RefSeq names its product facilitated trehalose transporter Tret1-like. Bases 359 to 1819 code for a protein of 486 amino acids. Lineage: Eukaryota; Metazoa; Arthropoda; Insecta; Ephemeroptera; Baetidae. The transcript has 6 exons. Gene Ontology annotation, cellular component: membrane. The record is from RefSeq and is a predicted model, not a curated record. Gene Ontology annotation, molecular function: transmembrane transporter activity. Gene Ontology annotation, biological process: transmembrane transport.